AUGCGGAUUGGCGGAGCGUCGGAUCCAGUGUACGAUGAGUACAUAACCGCGCUGGGAGACGAUAUGAAGGGUUUGGCUGACGAGUUUAAGGCGUUGGGUGUGGCUACCAACAGCGUGAAGGUCCACACGGCGGUGGCCAUUCCGCGCACAAGAGGCGGCGAGCCAGUGGCCAAAGGGACAUUUGUGAAGGUGUCGCCCCGAGAGAGGUGGUAUUCGGACGUGGCGCUGCUCAAUGACAAGGGUGGGGACUGA
Closterium sp. NIES-65 is the source of this 252-nucleotide messenger RNA. The record is from the annotation of a GenBank genome assembly. Lineage: Eukaryota; Viridiplantae; Streptophyta; Zygnematophyceae; Desmidiales; Closteriaceae.